AUGUCCAUUUUCGAACAAGACGACAAGACUUGUAGGUCUCUUGUCAAAGUGGCCGAGGAUAUACUGCUGCAACUCUGCUGCGAGGUAUGGACUUUCGACGAUGAAUAUAACCAGUCGUAUCCAGCGAGCCAAGAUACAGCAAAAAAUACUGGGAAACAGAAAAUAUCUCGCACACUUCGCGAGACACCUCGCAGCGACUCCAGGGUGACGGCUCCCAACAUGAACAACUCUCUCCUUCGCCUCCCAGCAGAAAUCCAAAUCAUGAUCCUGCAACACCUCACAUUCGGCCAAGUUGAGGCCCUCCGACGAACAUGUCGGUCUCUACGAUACAAUUUGAGCAAACCCGUUAUACGUUUUAUCUUCCCGAGUAUAAAAUAUGAGCUGCUGUCAACGUGCUACCGGUGUCUUGCAUACGAUCCAGAGAGAGAUACUCUUAUCAAAGCAGAUGAAUCAGACGCGCGAUACCCGCUGGCCAACGAGUGCAUCGACUGUGUCGCUUCGAGGGGAGGAUUCUCUAUAGGACGCACGUAUACGCUUGCAUCGCGUUCGACGGUCUGUGUGUGUCGAUACUGUGGAUUUCCUGUGACUUCGGAUGCUGCGUGGAAGGAGUACGAGUUUCAUCGGAAGUGUUAUAGACGGUAUCGUAUGAUACUACUGUACUACUUUCUGUCCGGUUUUGCGCAGGGAACGAUAACGAUUGCUGCGUCGGCUCUGUGUUGGAGAUACUAUAAGGGGAGAGCCAUGAUUAUCGCGCCUACGAUUCGACGGUGUUCUUUAUUGGCACAAACAUUCGACGUUUCGUCGUAUGCUCAACAAAGCGGCUACUUUUGCGAUAUUCUGGACGUACCCGCCGAGUAUCGAACAGAAGUUUCCGGGGAGAUGGUUUAG
Molecule: messenger RNA, 888 nt
Organism: Fusarium pseudograminearum CS3096
Lineage: Eukaryota; Fungi; Ascomycota; Sordariomycetes; Hypocreales; Nectriaceae
Exons: 4
Coding region: 1-888 (295 amino acids)
Molecular function (GO): protein binding
Source: RefSeq, a predicted model, not a curated record